Messenger RNA from Camelina sativa (false flax), 883 nucleotides. Its product is annotated as AP-2 complex subunit sigma. NCBI's taxonomy places the organism in Eukaryota, Viridiplantae, Streptophyta, Magnoliopsida, Brassicales, Brassicaceae. Gene Ontology annotation, molecular function: clathrin-cargo adaptor activity. The record is from RefSeq and is a predicted model, not a curated record. Gene Ontology annotation, biological process: clathrin-dependent endocytosis; protein transport. Gene Ontology annotation, cellular component: AP-2 adaptor complex.
ACUUCGUUUUAUUUAUUUGACUGGAGAGUUUGGCUUAAGAACCUGUUUCGAAGGUACUCGUGAAAAUUCAAAGUGAGAUCUGAAAGAAGAAAAAUCCAAAGACAUCUCGUCUCCUCUGAUCGCUCACGAUUCUUCCUGAAUUCUCCAUCCCCUGAGAAAAUGAUCCGAUUCAUAUUACUGCAGAACAGACAAGGUAAGACUCGUCUUGCCAAAUACUAUGUUCCUCUCGAAGAAUCCGAGAAGCACAAGGUCGAAUACGAGGUUCAUAGGUUAGUGGUGAAUCGUGACGCGAAAUUCACCAACUUCGUUGAGUUUAGAACACACAAGGUAAUAUACAGGCGUUAUGCUGGAUUGUUUUUCUCCGUGUGCGUGGACAUUACUGACAAUGAGCUGGCUUACCUGGAGAGUAUCCAUUUGUUUGUGGAGAUAUUGGACCAUUUCUUCAGCAAUGUCUGUGAGCUAGAUUUGGUGUUUAAUUUCCACAAGGUGUAUUUGAUACUCGAUGAAUUCAUUCUUGCUGGGGAGCUCCAAGAAACAAGCAAAAGGGCAAUCAUCGAAAGGAUGUCAGAACUCGAGAAGUUGGAGUGAUGAUGCUUAAUGCGUGCUUGUCCAUCUGUUUUUUCUCUUUCUUUCUUGGCGUGUCUGGAAGAUUAGCGAUGCUUCGGUGAGUUGCAGACAAAUGGUGGUGUUAAGAUUGUGAAUGACAUUGAAUGAUUCUGCUGAGAUCGUUCACCCAAAGUUUGUUUAUCUGUGAUUUUCAUUUCAACUAGUGAGGUUACUUUUCUAUCUAUCGCAGACCUUGAAUUCUGUAUAAAAUGUUUGUUUCGCAGAAAUUUUAUCACGCAUAUAGUACUGAGAAGAUACGAAACUUAGUUGAUAGUAA